AAUCCUCCGACAGAGCCCUUUUUGGUAAUUUCCCACUCAAUCCAAAUCCUCUUUAUAUCAAUUUCCCCCUUUCUUGCGUCUUCAUCCUCUGCGGGUUGAUUGUGCCUCUUGCCGAAUUCUCUCAAUUACCUUCCUCUCACCCCCUUUGGAUCGUUAUAAAUCUUUUCUAAUUCCUUUCAGAUAUUGAAUCACACGUAGUUUUUUUUUCUUUAUAUAUUUUGAUUGAUUAGUUUUUUGAAUGAUACAUAAUCGAGUACAAAACAGAAUAAACUUAAAAAGAAGAAGAUGAAUAGGGGAAGAUUGAAUAUUUUUAAGAGUCAAAGAAUAUAAUUCGAAUCGGAUAUCCUUUUCUUUGUUUUCAGCGGAUUUUGAGCGUUGGUUUUGUGUUUUUUAAUUUUCAAUCCAUUACGAAAUUCGCAAUUCAGGGUUUUUUGGGUGUUGAUUCUGACGUUUUCAUAGAGUAUAUAAAUUUUAUUGUACGUUUGAUAAACGAUCAAUUAUAAUUGGGUAUUCGUGUUACUUGGAAAACAGUUUCUUUUUUUUCAUUUUUUUUUUUUCUUUUUUUUUUUUUUUUUUAGUUUUUGAUUUUGAUUUUUGCGGCAAGUUGAUUGCGGUGGGGGUGGUGGAGCAUGGAUUGCGGAGUCUACGCGGCAACAGGGGACCCGUGGUUGAUGAUGGGUAGCAGUGGCUCCGGUGGUGGUGGUGGUGGCGGUGUAGGCGGGCAGAUGUUGGGUGGGGCGUUUAGCCACGAAAGCGAGCAUGAUUUGGCAGCGAUGGUUAGUGAUUUCUUGGAAAACGGGAGUAGUUGUGGCGCCGAUUCACGGUGUAGUAGCGACAGCGAUUCCGGUUUCUGCGAACUCGCUCACCUCGCCGACAAGAUUUCGUACUACAAAGUUUUGCUGGAUAAACACGGGAUUGACAUGCUGUCAGUAGUUAAUUCUCUCAUCCUAUCAAUCAAUACAAUGGACCUUCAUUUUAUCAGAUCAGGUUCAUGUUCAUGUAACGCUAGUUGCAUAAGGUUCUCUCUCGUCAAACUUCUAAGGCUCUCAGGUUACGAUGCUGCCGUCUGUACAUCCAGGUGGCAGGGCACCGGAAAAGUUCCCGGAGGGGAUCAUGAAUACGUUGAUAUUAUAAAUUACAAUGAUUCGGGAAAUGUUGACCGGUUAAUCAUUGACAUUGAUUUUCGAAGUCACUUUGAGAUAGCUAGAGCUGUUCCUUCUUACAACCGGAUUCUGAAAUCGCUUCCUGUUGUUUAUGUGGGAACAUUAACAAAACUAAAACAGUUUCUUCAAGUUAUGGUUGAGGCUGCAAAAUCAUCCCUAAAACAGAACUCAAUGCCGCUUCCACCUUGGAGAUCCUUAGCCUAUCUGCAAUCCAAAUGGCACUCCCCUUAUCAACGGCAUGUAAACCCAGAACCGGAAUCGGAAUCGGAAUCGGUAUUGUUUUCCGGUUCCGGUUUUGGUUCUGAGCAUAAGCUAUGCAUCGGACACCUGAAUCGGCUCAAGUCUUUGAUCCAAUUUGAGAUGGAAACAGAGCGGAAUCAUGUGAAGAAACCGAAUCCCACAAGCCGAGUGAAGAUUGUAAAGAGAUUUAUAAAGUGAAAUAAGUGAGAAUGGAAAUAGUAAAGAGGGUUUAUUUUUUCAUCUCUUGAUGAUAAUCUGGAUCCUCAGUGUUUUGUUAUGUGGAUCCUAACAAGUUUUGCUUUGUUUUUUUUUUCAUUUUGGAAUUUGUUUGUUUUGGUGAGAUGUUAUUAGAGGCUGUCUGGAUAAUGUUAUAUUCUUUAAU
Molecule: messenger RNA, 1785 nt
Organism: Lactuca virosa
Lineage: Eukaryota; Viridiplantae; Streptophyta; Magnoliopsida; Asterales; Asteraceae
Source: the annotation of a GenBank genome assembly